This is a messenger RNA of Stegodyphus dumicola, 7355 nucleotides long. RefSeq lists its product as uncharacterized. Gene Ontology annotation, molecular function: structural constituent of nuclear pore. The record is from RefSeq and is a predicted model, not a curated record. Gene Ontology annotation, biological process: protein import into nucleus; regulation of mitotic spindle assembly; mRNA export from nucleus. Gene Ontology annotation, cellular component: nuclear pore. Lineage: Eukaryota; Metazoa; Arthropoda; Arachnida; Araneae; Eresidae.
AUGAGGUACGACUGCCAGAUUUGUGGACAGAUAAAGAAAAAGUACCAUAAAAUCGUAUGCAAUUUGCAUGUGAUUGUGUUUGCCUGUAACUGCAAUGUUUGUGAACAAACAUUGAAACGUGAAAACAAAUCAGUAGAAGCCACGAAACGGCAGCAAUUCCAGUAUGAAAAAGAAGUUACUGCAGUGCAGCGUCAGUUGCAAGAAAGUACUGACUCAUGUACAAAGUUAAAGUUACAGAUAAGCGAAUUUGAGGAAAUUUUGAAUUCCAUUCAAAAAGAAUUAAGAGAUUUACAGAAGUUACAUGAUUCAUCUCAACUUGAAUUUCAAGCAUCAAAAAGAGAUAAUGAACUGCUUAAGAAAGAGAAGCAGAAUUUAACUGAACAACUGGAAAAAAGGCGGGAUGAAAUUGAAAAGUUGAAUGAGGAUGUGAAAAAUCUGAUUGCUCAGGCAACAAAAGCUAAUGAGGAAAAAUUUGAAGCCAUUGCAGCUGCUGAAGAAGCUAAGAUGAAAGAAUCAAGUUUACAACAUCAAGUGAAUCGUUUAGAGCAAGAGAGAGAAAUGCUGAGUAACCAAAUUGCUGAUUUGAAUGUUGAAUUAACUGAAAAGAAUCAUGAAAUACAUACUUUGAAAAGAGAAAAAUCUAAUAACAUUUUAGAUCUUAAAGCUCGUCUAGAAGAUCGUGCGGAUGAAAUCCAACUGCUACAAAAAAGAUUAGAUUAUUUGAAAGAGUUGGUAGAGGAAAAAGAUGCAAGAAUUGAAGCUUUAGCAGAAAAGAUACGACAAUUUAACCAGUCUCAUAGCCAAGCUGAGGAGCAGUUUAAUUUGGAACUGAAUGCUCAAGCAAAAUUAAUUGAUUUGCACAAGAAAGCAAGUGAAGAUAAUCAGCAACGUGUUGAGGAGCUUAUGCGGGCAUUUGAAGAAGCCCAGAAGUUGCUCAGAGAGUCAAAUGAAUCUUGCGAUGAAAUGGAAAAGCACUGCCAGGUUGUUGAAAACAAAUGCAAGGAAGAAUUGGAGGCUAAACAGAAAGAAAUUUUUCAACUUAAAGAAGAACUGAGGAAAGCUAAAGAUGCUGCUCAUGGCUUUAGUCAAGAUGCUUUAGAAAACAUGUUUCCAGUUGCAGCUGCUACUAGUAAAGUGCUUCAUUCCGGAAUGACUCUUACAGAAUUAUAUGUUGAGUUUACUAGAGUGCAAGAAGAAUUACAGCAGCAGAAAAAUGAGAAUGCUAAACUUACUCAAGAAUUGAAACAUAUUAUAGCUGAAAUUGAGGAAAAGACUCCAAUUAUUAAUCAGCGAAUGCUAGAAUAUGAAAAGUCAAAGGAAACUAUAACCUGUUUGAGAAGUCAACUUGCUAGUGCCCUUGCUGAUUAUGAAAAAAUGCUUGAAGAAAGAAAUGAUGCCAAGAGAAUAAGCAAUUCAUUAGAACGGGAAAAUUCUAGAUUAAAAUCGCAAGUUUUAGAUUUGAACCGACAGGUCCAGGUUUUACUGAAGGAAAUUGAAGAAGCUAGAGGGAGAACAAUUCUUGAGCACAGAGACAAUGAUAAAUCACACGAGGAAGAAGAGGAGGAAGUGACAUCCACUGAUGACAUUACCGCUGAUAAAGUUAUAUCUCGGCAUUUAGUAACUUUCAAAGAUAUUGUAGAAAUACAGAGGAAAAAUCAGCAGCUCCUGAUGGUAAUAAGAGAUCUGAGUAAGCAACACGAGGAGAUGGAAAAGAAACUUUCAUCUGACAUCUCCAUGAAAUUUGAAAAAGAUAUUGCUACGCUUUCUAGCCAAUUAGAAGAUUUACAAAAGAAAAGAGCAAAGCAAUCUGAAAUGCUUGAAACUAUUGUUCGCCAGAGAGAUAUGUAUCGAGUACUGCUGACAAGUCAAGGUUUUUCAGAAUCACUUCUUGGUCAGCCUGAAGGUUCCUUAUCAUUCUUGCAAAAUAAUUCUAGUCCAUUUUCACCUGGUGAUUCGCGACUGAAAGAAACAAAAAGUGCCAUGAAUCAGCUACAGGCAGAAUUCACCAAUUAUAAAAAAGAGAAAGCUCAAAAUGAAAAGAUGCUGAAUGAGCAGCUGGACAAUAUGCGAAAUGAAGUUUCAGACUUAAGAGUUCAGAAUGCCAAGCUUGCUUCACAGAUUGAGUACUCUGAAGAGAGGGUGAAAAUUUUACAGUCCAACUUGGAAACUUAUAAGAAAGAAUAUGCAUCAUUUAAAGACAAGAAUCGUCAGCACAGUUCCAUGAUAAUUCAGCACCAACAAACAAUAAACAGUUUAAGACAGGAUCUAAUGCUAGCUCAAGAAAAGGUUGCAAAAUCUGAAGUAACUAUUUCAAACUUAAAAGCUGAAUGUGAAUUACUGAGAAAUGCAGAACAGCGUCUAUUACAAGAGAAAGAAUCUGCUGUGAGAGAACAGCAGCAUCAAUCAAGAAUGAUGUCUAAUUUGCAAGCUGUUCAAAAUAAUUUGGAGAGAAUUGAGUCAGAAACUAAACGCAAUCUUCAAUAUCAGAUUGAGAAAUGUGAGAAAGAAAAUUCCAUUUUGAAGACUAAAUUAGACAAUGCUAAUGAAGACUAUCGCAAUGCUGUGAAAGUUUGGGAGAAAUUGAAUAAAGAUUUACAAGCAAAGGUUGAUGCUGAAGUGGAAAGAAACCGAAAAUUACACGAAGACUUAGUUGAUGCUUAUUCCCAGGUUCAUGCUUUAAACCAAGAAUUGUUAAAUGUGAAGUCACAGCUGACGACAGCACCUGAAAAGUCAUCAAAUGAAACUUCAAAAACACCCCAGAAAUCAGUUUCUGCUCAAACUCAAGCUGCUGCUGAGGUAAAACUUUUGAAAGAGCAGUUGAAUGAAGCACAGAUGAAAAUUAAAGCUCUACAAGACAAACUAGAUUUAACUACCAAAAGUUCAGAGCAGUACUCAAAUAUGUGUAAUGAUUUAGAGUUAAGGUUAAAGGAGCAAGAUGCAAUUAACAAGCAACUCAAAGAAUCUAUGGAUUCUGCUUUACUUUCAAAUAAUGAAGCUCGAAAUGCUUUGGAAAAGAGCUUAGAAGAUAUGGAAAAGAGUAAUAGAGAACUCAUUGAAGAAAAUAUGAAAUUAACUCAGAACUCAAAUUCUCAGUUGAAUGAACUUCAAAAGAAAGUGACUGACCUCUUGCGCCUUAUGGAUGAUUAUAAAAAUCAAGCUGAAGUAGCCAAGAAAACAGAAGAGCAAGCUAGAAAUGAUUGCCAAAAUCAGAUAAAGUUAAUGCAAGAAGUUCAAGAGAAAUAUGAAAGAGAACUUAUGUUACAUGCUCAAGAUAUUAAAGUACUUUCUGCACUGAAAGAGGAACAUCAGAAGUGUACAUCAGAAAUUGAAAAACAUUCAGAAGCUGCUAAAAGAGCAGAGCAAGCACUCUCAGAGUCCAAAGAAUCAUGGCUUCGUCAAGAAGAAAUCUUUCAACGAGAGAUAGAAGCUCUGAAGACUAAAAUUUCAGAUUUAGAAGAAUGUAAUCAUAACCUUCAUGAUCAGUUAGAAUUGAUGGGAACCCAAAUGGCAGCAUUACAGUCAAAGAAUUGGGAUGAAACUCCUUAUGCCUCUAUUCAAACUGAUCUGAAAGAUACACAACAUCUUCUACAAGUGAUUCAAUUCAUUAAGAAAGAGAAAGAAAUUGCAAGUACUCAGUUUGAUGUUGCUCAAUCUGAAAAUGUACGACUCAGCUUAAAAGUAGAACAAUUAACAAGUGAACUGAAUGAUGCUAAAGCAGAAUUGAAAGAAAUGAUGAACAAUACCCAGGCUAAAGCAGCAAGUGAUGCUCAACAUUCUGAAUUGCUGAAGAAAAUUGAAAUGAUGAAUUUAUUGAGUGAAAGUAAUAAUUUACUUCGUAUGGAGAAAGAGUCAUUAUCUGAAGCAAAAAUGAAGCUAGAAGAACAAUUGCAUGAACUUCAAGAAAAAUUCCAGCCUCUGAGUGAAAAAGAAAAAGAAAUGACCCAGCAAAUUGAUAUGUUGACAGCUGAAAAUGCUGCUUUGAGGGUUGAAGUCAAAAGUUGGCAGUCUAGAACCAAUCAGCUGUUGGAGCAGUCACACAGAAUUGGACCACAGGAAUAUAAAAAUAUGAUGCGGGAGAUAGAAGAACUAAAAGCUCAAAAAGGAAGACUUGCUGAAGAAUUGCAACGGAAGCAAGCAGAAGUAUCACAAAUUGCUUCAAAUUUGUCCUCUGUUGUUAAAGAACUUGAAAAUUCUAGAAUAGAACUGAAAGAAAAAUCUCAAGAAGUUGUCAAAAUGAAUGAAGAUAAUGUAGAACAUCAGAAAACACUGCUUCAGAUUAAGAAAAUAGGUAGGAAGUACAAAACUCAAUACGAUGAAUUAAAAGUUAAUUACGAUACUCUGAUGGCAAAAGUAAAGUCAUCAGAUCAAGCAAACCAAGAGCAGGCUGCUCAAGAAAUGCAAAAGAAACUUGAAGAAAGUGAAAGAAUUAUAAAAGAAUUAAAAGAAGAAAUUGAAAAACAAAAGGAGUCAGUCAAUCAAGCAAAUAAAACAGCAGAAACUGUUCAAAGUAAAGCUAAUGAAAAGGAGGAAAAAGCAAAAAAAUUACUUGCACAAUUCCGUCAUAAAUAUUCGCAACUGAAUACUGAGAAAGAGAGUUUAGUGUCGGAGAAGAAUAAUUUAAUGAAAAAAGUAGAAGAAUUAAACAGUCUAGUAUCAACUUUGAUGUCCUCACAAGAAGAAAAUCUGCAGAGUAAAUCCCAGGCAGAGGCUAAAAUUGCUCGUCUUGAAAAGGAGCUGAGAAUGGCUAAGGAUUUGAGAAUAUCAGAAAGAGACUAUCUUCAGAAACAAUAUGAUGAACUUUAUCAAAAAGUUUCACAGCAACAGAAGCAGACUGCUAAAUCGACUAUGGUUUUAGGGGAUAGAUCUAGUGGUAGUGGAACAGAGCCUCUAACUGCUAAUAUUAAACCUCUGACAUCUCCUUCUACUUCUGGAACAAGCUCAAGCCUCAGGCAUUCUCCUCAUCCUCAUGCUGCUUCAAAUAUAAAUCGUCCGACCCCCACUGCAAGUAUACGUCCAAUGGCCAUUGGUACUGCCUCUUCUACUCCUCCGACUCAAGCACGAAUGGCGGCUGUAUUGCCAACAACGGCUACACCGCCUCAUUCUGAAGAAGACUCUGUGUCAGUUGUAGCUCCUACUGUACCUGUGACUGUUCCACAUGCAGCUGUACAACCCACUCCGGCUACUGCCACUGUAGCCCCCACAACUGUAGCAGCAACAGUGUCACCAGUUAUUUCUGAAGUUGUUCCUACUGUAGUUGCUGUUAUUGAAGGACGAGAAGACAGUCAGGUUGAUUCAUUGCAUGGUGCACAUGUUACCGGAGGGCCUGUUGCUUCCAUUCCUGCUGCAGCUGUUGUAGUUCUUCCACGAAUUGAGGAAUCGGAAACUUCGACUGAACAAGCUCCUGUUGAUUCCCCAGCUCCUACAACAUCUGUGAUUGUAUCUCCUCCAGCAACCCAAACCCAGGUUGUUACCCCAACUAUUAAAAGACAACGAGAAGAAAGUAUCAGCCCUAAUGAAUCUCAAGAAACUAGCCAUAAAAGGGUCAGAAUGGUUUCUGAAGGAAGCCAAACAAAUCAACAGAUGCCUAUUGCUACAACAGUAGCAACACCAACAAAUGUUGCAGUUGUCUCAGCUGCUCAAAUCAUACCUCGAAAUAAAGCACAAAGUUCUCCUAUUGCUGAAAUUGUACAGCCUACAAGUGCCCAAAAUGAUACCAAGGAGACCCCAUUGCCUGUAAUUUCAGCACCUGAAGCACCUAUAAGUACUGUAGUAGAAGAAGAACCUGUUGCCAUUCCAGUCACAAUAGAAGCAGAAAUUUUGGAUGCUGAUGAAAAAGAUGAUCAAAAUAUUGAAUGGGAAUCUCAAGAUGAUGCCAAGAUUGAUGAUGAAUAUGAAGCAGAAGUUAUGGAAGAAGAACCCGUUGUUGAUGAAGAUUUAGAUGAAGUUGAGCAAAUGCAGGAAACAGAUGUGAGAUCACCAGAUGAUGAAGAUAUGACUGAAGAUCAACAAGAUGAUGCUGAAGAGAUGGCAGAGUCUACUCCUGCAGCACAAGAUAUUGACAUCCAAAUGGAUGCUGAUAGCAGCAGUUUACAAACAGCGCCUACAGAGCAAUGCAUGGCUCCACCAGCUGAUCCUCCAACAUUAGGUAUGCCUGUUAGAACAGAAAUCUCUCCAUCAACAGAGGCAAUGGUUCAAAGUACAUCAAAUGUAACCAUGCAGAGGUUACCAGUGCCAGUUGUGCCAUCUAGAUUAGACAGAUCAACUCCUAUCUCCCGCCAGCAUCUUACUCCAUUUACAAUAUCUGGCCAGGGUUCAAAUUUUGAGGAAGGUGAUGACAGUAUUGUUCCAUCUACUCCUACUUUAUAUGUUCCAAGACGAGCUGAUGGUUUUGCUGAAGCUGUAAGCUCCCCACACGUUCCUCAAGUUAGAUUCCUGUUCAGCAGUUCUGAAAGUUCUCCUACACAGCAAGGUUUAUCACAGCUAGCUAGUCAAGGAGCCCUUGGAGUAGAUGAUACUAGAAUGGAUCUAUCUCAAUUUGAUGAGGGUGGAGGCAGAACAGUUCCAUCUACUCCACUGCAAGUUUCACCUCCAACUGAAGCAACUGUUCCUGAAGUAUCAGAAUCCAGUUUAGAAGUUGAUGUAGGUAUUGCUAACAAUGAUUUUACUAUUCCUGUUAUCAAAGUUGAUUUAGUAGAUGAAACUUCAAAUAAUGCUGGAACAUCCCAAAAUAGUUCCAAAAUUGAAGCUUCAGAAGAAGCAUCUGCUACUACUGAUGGCAAUGAAGUAAAAUCUGAAGAAGACAAGACAACACAAUUAGAUACACAGCCUUCAGAUGCAUCUGCAUCAUCUGAGAGUAAACAUGAAGUUCCUACUAGUGAAAGCCAAAGUGCAGAAGAAAGUGCUAAAACUGAUGCAACUCCAGAUUCUGACCAAUCUAACAAAGAUGCUUCUUCAAGCCAAACUUCUCGACGCAAACCAAUCGUAUGGAGGAAAAAAAGUGAUGCUACUUCAGAUUCAGAAACAUCUGAAUUAGUAUCUGCUGGAACCUCCUCCGCUUCCUCUGGUCUUUUACCCACACCUGGAAGAGGAAGAGCCCGAGUGAGGCGAAUGAGGUACCCUACUGCUGGUGGAAAUUAUUCUCGAGGACGUGGCACAGAAGCUGUUUGGUCUGCAUCGGGUCGUCGUGGGCGCACUUCAACGAGAAGACGUUCUAUGUACUGAGUGAAUUUACCUGUAUUUUAGGGAAAUUUGUUGAAAUGAAUGAUAAAUUGCAUUAUGCCUUUUAUAUUGCUAAAAAUAUUUGUAUAUUGGUUGACAGAAGAUGGAAAUAAACUUAUAAUAAGUUGUGAUUUUAA